Blepharisma stoltei is the source of this 1481-nucleotide messenger RNA. Lineage: Eukaryota; Ciliophora; Heterotrichea; Heterotrichida; Blepharismidae. The record is from the annotation of a GenBank genome assembly.
AUGCUUACUUCCACCAAUCCUGAUCGAGGAAAUUUUCCUCUCACAGAAAUUUUUUUUUCUUAUUUAAUUCGCAAAAAUCGGAGUUAAAAAAUUAAUUUAUCUAUAGAAUUUAAUAUUUUAUAAUACAAACUGUUUAAAAUUCAAGAGAAUUAGCUGAGACUCAUAUUCUUUGCAGAGGUGUUUUUUAAAAAAUAGGGAUUUUUUUUAAUGGUUGUGCUCGCCUACGGAUGGAGAGGAGGAGCUACAAAAUUCAGAUUAUUUCGAUUGUUCGGAGUAGUCAAUGAAAGCAUCUAUGAAAUAGACACCAUUGAAAACUGGGAUAAAAACGUAAUGAAGGCUGAAACUCCAGUUCUUUUGCAAUGCUACGCUGAAUGGUGUGACAGAUCACGGCAAAUAUCCUUAAUGCUCUCAAAUUACUUCAAUCUUGACAAAGGAAAGUGAGGGUAUGCCAAACUGAACGUAGAAUCCUUACCUCUUCUAGCUCAAUCUGUCCAAAUUAAAAAAAUCCCAGCUCUUUUCAUUCUCAAUCAAGGAGCUUUGAUAGAAAGAGUUGAAGGGAAUUUAGAUGAAAAAUCAAUGGAAGAUUUCGUUAAUGUUUUACGGCUUAUGUCUGGCAUAUGCACAAAAGAAGACAUAAUUAUUGCAAAAAUAAAUAAAGCUGCUGAUUUUCUUCAUCAAAACAAAAUAUUAGAAUCAAUUGAUGCAUACAAAGAUGUAAUCAGCAGUGAAUUUUUUUUAGAAAAAUACGAGCUAACUUGUUGGGUAGCCUUAGCCAGGGGAUACUUAGAUAUAGGAGAUUUGCCGAAUGCUGAAAUAUUUGCUAGCUUCCACUUUAAGAUAGGAGUGCGUUUUUUUUUUUAGUACACUUUACGGAGAAGGACUUAUUUUUUACUGUUUUGAUUUAAAAUCUUAAUUAUAAAUAUUUGAAAACAAAAGUAAUAUACAAACUGUCGAAAUUUAAUAGAAUUAGCUGGAAAUUCAUAACUAAUUAUGUGUAAAAUUAUUAUUUCUAUAAAACCUAUUAUUCACUCACAAAGGAAAUUAAUAUCCAAAAAUUUCGAAUGGCUUGCCUGCUCUUAAGGGAGGAUAAAAGGAUUUCUAGUAAGUAUGGGAUUGAUGCUUCAAGAAACAUUGAAGUAAGUAAACUAGUAAAUACAAUAAACCACGCUGUGGAAAAAAGCUUAUACAAAGUAAACAUGAAGGAAUAUAGAGCCGUAAUUACAGGAUUACAAGAAGAUAUUCUUUUUGAUUAUGAUAACACUGAAAAGCAUUGUAAAUUAGCAGCAGCUCAUUUUGAAUUUGGAUUUCAUGAAGAAGCGAUUAAAAAAGCAUUUGAGGUUAUUGAAAUGGAACAAAGUUUGACUGGAGACGGAUAUGAGUUAUUGCUAGAAAUCUUGACAGAAUUAGGUUCAGAAAAUAGUUUAGUUAAGGAAGCAAAUAAGAAACUUCAUAUGAUUCAUACAAAUUUAAGAAAUAAUUAA